This is a messenger RNA of Fusarium redolens, 2492 nucleotides long. RefSeq names its product Alpha/Beta hydrolase protein. Lineage: Eukaryota; Fungi; Ascomycota; Sordariomycetes; Hypocreales; Nectriaceae. The record is from RefSeq and is a predicted model, not a curated record. Gene Ontology annotation, cellular component: membrane. Gene Ontology annotation, molecular function: hydrolase activity; channel activity. The coding region runs from base 8 to 1999 and encodes 663 amino acids. The transcript has 6 exons. Gene Ontology annotation, biological process: transmembrane transport.
GUUCAAAAUGGCUCCUAGUUCGGAAAUCCUCGCCAGUGCUCAACCAGAUCCCGACUUUCUCGAGGCAUGUAUCUUAAAAUCCGCCAGCCCUCCGCCGCUUCCGAACAAUAUUGACAUACCAACUCUUCGAGCUGCAUCAAAUAAGCACAAAAAUGAGGCGCGAGACGCGCUAGGGGGCCCUCCUCCGGACUUGACCGAGCGAGAUAUUGAGAUACCUGUUCGCGACGGCAGCAAAAUUCUCGCAUAUGUUUAUUCUCCAUCAGAUAUUGUUCCAGGGGAUGAACUUCCGAUUCUCUUGUUCUUCCAUGGCGGUGGCUUUUGUCUAGGCACGCGCCAUGAUGAUAUGGAGUCCAACAGAAUCUUAGCCCUCAAAGCUGGUAUUAUUGUCGUCUGCCUUGACUACCGUCUUGCACCUGAACAUCCUUUCCCUCAGGCUAUUCAUGAUGGAGUUGACGCAUUGCAAUGGAUCGCUCAAAAUCCGACGCAAGUUCACCCAUCCGCGUCGCCAUCAUCAGGCCUUAUCGUCGGUGGCACUUCAGCAGGAGCAAACAUCGCCAAUGGUGUUGUAUAUCAAAACCGCGACCUUGGAUCUCCCGCAAAAGUCGCUGGGCAGUUCCUAAGUGUCGGCCCUCUUCUUCCUCCUCCCUUCGUUCCCAAGACGUAUAAGGACGACUACAUCAGUCAUGAGCAGAAUAAACACGUAACUAUACCUCCAGAAGAAGUGGCGCGGCUAUUUGUUGCUGCGUAUAAGCCAGACCCAGACUCACCGAUCGCAGUGCCUGCUGUUCAUCCAUCAGGACACUCAGGAAUACCUCCGACGUACUUCCAAGUCUGUGGGAUUGACGGUUUGAGGGACGAGAGUAUCAUUUAUGAGCAUAUACUUCAACAAGAGAAUAUUGCGACGAGACUAGAUCUGUAUCCUGGUCUGCCCCAUCACUUCUGGGAAUUCUUCCCUCAAUUGACCAAACAGGUUGAGAGAAGAACAGAUGAUACAGUGGAAGGAAUUAAAUGGUUGCUGCAUGUGACGAACCGGCGAAAGGCACACGACGGCGGAGAUGUCGAAGCCAGCCCAAGUUCAGAACCUUCCGGUCCUCAUUAUCGAAGCAACAGUCAGCCCUUCGCUGGUAGACUCGGUGCCAAUCAGGCUUAUGUCGUUGAGGGAGGUACAUCGGAAGAUGACCACUUACUGCAUCAUGCUCCAGAUGCUACGCCACAUAUGUCGUUCUGGGAAUUAAUGGAUAUGCGUCCGAUCAAGAACCUGGAUCUGUGGAAAGCGGCACUUAUUGAAGGAAUUGGCACUUUGCUGUUUGUUUAUAUCACAAUAUGGGUCAAUCUUUCACCAGACAUAGCUCCCGCUGCUCCAACACAACGCUUUGGGAGCUUCGACAAUGCCACCUUCCUCGGGCCACUGAUUGGUGGUAUAACCAACUUGAUCUUCAUAACAUUGUUCAUCACGUCCUUUGGAGCGAUUUCUGGUGCACACUUCAACCCUCUGAUCACCUUCGCGACUUUCUGCGCUCGGCUUUGCUCACUACCGCGUCUGAUACUCUACGUCGCAGCUCAAAUCGGCGGCGGUACCUUGGCUGGCUUAUUAGUCAGAGCAAGCUGGGGAGGUCGGGACUUCAAGGUUGGCGGAUGCUGGCUGUUCACUGAUAUUGUCCCGCCAAGGGAGAUAUUUGUGGUCGAGUUAGUGUCAUCUACUCUUCUCCUGUUCCUAGCUUUUGGUGUUGGUCUGGACCCACGACAAGCGAAAAUCAUAGGUCCUGCCUUGGGUCCAUUUCUCGUGGGUUUGAGUGUUGGUACUAUGAGCUUCGCUAGUGCUUUUACAAGAUAUGGGUACGGAGGUGCGGGUUUGAACCCUGCGAGAUGUAUGGGAGCGUUCGUUGGAAGUCGGUUCCCAGGCUGGCAUUGGAUGCAUUGGGUUGCGAAUGGGACUGCCUGUGUUAUUCACGGCAUAUGCUAUUAUUUCAUUCCACCUUGGACAGAAGUUCGGCAAUGAGAGCUUCUUACAUUCUUUGCCCUCCAUGGAAGAAUAUACUUGAUCGGGAUUUCAAUGAGAGCAUCUCAUGUAUUGCAUCAUUGAGGUGGGGGUGGUGCUGAAUCUGCAUGCACGUAUCUAAUAAUAGCAAACGAGGCCUGCAACUGCUAAUUUGAGUGCCAGUGGCACUCUUGAUAUUGCCAAUGCUGAUGCACUUGAAAAGUAGCAUGUCUCAACUAGCCAGUGUCAGGAAUCUUCAUGUUUGUAUCAACUUCCUUUCAGUAGUAGAGAACGAGGAGGGCUAUAAGCCAAAAUUAACAGGUGACAUGUAUGGUUACAUACCUUUUAGUAUCCUGCAUGUUCACUAAGAAUAAAAACCAUCUUCAUUGCCAUUGGGUCUGUGACCUAAGCUGCAUAUGGUGGAUCGCUUUGACCUCCCCACGAUUCUUCAACUCUGCAUCUUCAAUCAUCUGGUCAAACAUAACCCGAUCCGCUAACUUUGAUUCAGUAGCAG